AUGUCACCCGCAUCAGCCUUGAGGCCUAAAGACUUGCCAAGAGACACUGUCUCCUCGUCUUCGGGUUCAUCUGUGGCGAAAUUCUUAAAUUCCUUGUCAGAGACGCAUUCAUGCCACAGCUUCCUCCAUGCAGAAUUCAGGGUCCUCCUCGUCACAUUAUCGAGGGAGCAGGAAGCCUUCCUGAUUCGCGACUUUGACGCGCCCAGUCAAGUCGACCAAGCCCAGCAUCUGACGGGACCCAGCAGCAGUAGCAGCAGUUGCUCCACUUACUCCACUCUUUGCUACUGCCUUCCCUCUGAGACGCCAGCUCACUCCUGCAGCUUUCAGCUCACUCCUGCAGCUUCCAGCACUCCUGCAGUUUCCAGCUCACUCCUGCAGUUUCCAGCUCACUCCUGCAGCUUCCAGCACUCCUACCGCUUCCGGCUCACUCCUGCAGCUUCCAGCACUCCUGCAGUUUCCAGCACUCCUGCAGUUUCCAGCUCACUCCUGCAGUUUCCAGCUCACUCCUGCAGCUUCCAGCACUCCUACCGCUUCCAGCUCACUCCUGCAGCUUCCAGCGCUCCUGCAGUCUCCAGCUCACCCCAACCUGUUCCAGCACCCGCUGACGAUCUAAUCCAGUGCCCACUGACGUCCAGCGCCCGUUAA
Acanthosepion pharaonis is the source of this 645-nucleotide messenger RNA. The record is from the annotation of a GenBank genome assembly. Lineage: Eukaryota; Metazoa; Mollusca; Cephalopoda; Sepiida; Sepiidae.